UGACAGUUGCCGUCCGCGCAUGCGCAGAGCUCCUUCCUUUCUGGCAGCAACAACAACAGUCGGCGCAGAUCGGCGGCUCCUCUUCACUCCCAGCGGCAGCAUCACCGUUGUCCUCGCCGGCUCCGGCGGUGGCAGAGAGGAUGGUCCAGCGGGAAAGCCACCGAGGCUGCGAGUGACAGCGAUAAGGACGAUGGCCCUCGACGUUCGCCAGUUCCCGAGUGUACGACCAGUGACCGAGUGAGACGACCGUGUGAGUAAAACGGUGAUUUCGGUGUUGUCCCCACCGGAGGUAGUUGAGGCUAACGCGACGCGCUAACCUGACACAGGCGGUGCUGCUAGCUUCGGCACCCGCAGGAAGGUGUGCUUCUCCGGGGUGGGAACGUUCCCCCACGGGCGCACAGGAGAAGCGGCGGCAACACCCGAGUUGAAGCGCUUUUUUUCCUGGUGGGCAGCGCUUCGCCCAGCGGUGGCUGUCCAGCUGGUUUGCUCAUUCACUGGCGCUGACAGUAUGUGUUGAACAAAGGAGCUUUAACCCGAGGGGCCGCAUGGACACAAACACACAGAGAAGUCGGCUGCUGUUUGUUUUUUGCUCCAUUUCACGCUGACACACUUCUACGGGGAGAACCACACGAGGUCUGACCUGGAUGCUGAGCCCACACACGGUGACCCAGCUAAUUAAAUGCAGGGGGCAGGAUAACGCUGAACCAUGUUGCUCUAAGUUGUCACCUGUGGUGAACGGGGGAGGAGGAAGAGGAGGAGGAGGGAGACGUAGGCAGGCAGGCAAGCAGGCAGACGGGCAUCUGCCACAGCUCCCUUUCAGGCGGCCUUUCGCAAGCUUGAAGCCAUGGGCAACACAGCCACCAAGUUCCGCAAGGCCCUGGUGGGUGGCGACGAGGCCCUGGCCUGGCAGCUGUAUGAGGGCAACCCUCAGUUCAGGGAUGGCCUGGACCCAAACGCAUCGUAUGGAGAGCAGUACCAGCACAACACGGCGCUGCACUAUGUCUGCCGCCACGCCAUGACACGUCUGCUCAGGUCGUUCCUGUUCAGCAAAGAGGGGAACCCCAACAAGCGCAACGUGCACAAUGAGACGUGCCUCCAUGUGUUGUGCCAAGGGCCGCAGAUCCUACUGCUGCCAGAGGGCGCGCUGUCACCACGACUGGCCCGGCCACAGAGGGACGAGCAGCGCCGUGCAGACUGCUUGCAGAUGAUCCUCAGCUGGACCGGAGCCAGGCUGGAGGGAGGCCAGUACGAGAAAGCUAACGUCAAUGCCACCGACAACCACCACAGCACCUGUCUGCACUACGCAUCUGCUGCAGGCAUGAAGAGCUGUGUGGAGCUGCUAAUCCAGAGUGAGGCAGACCUUUUUGUCGAGGACGAGGACAAGCUGACGCCGUGUGACCACGCAGAGCGGCAUCACCACACUGAGCUGGCCCUCAGCCUGGAGUCGCAGAUGGUUUUUUCCUCCUCUACAUCUCAGCAGUCAAACACAGAUGCACAUGGUGAAACCAACCUGCUGCAAUUCAAGGAGCCUUACGAGGGACUCAAGCUUCAGGACCUGCGCAGGCUGAAGGACAUGCUUAUCGUGGAAACGGCAGACAUGCUGCAAGCCCCCCUCUUCACCGCCGAGGCCCUGCUCCGAGCACAUGACUGGGACAGAGAAAAGCUUCUGGAGGCCUGGAUGUCAGACGCCGAGGGCUGCUGUCAGCGCUCUGGUGUGGCCAUGCCCACCCCACCGCCAAGCGGCUACAACGCCUGGGACACCCUGCCCUCACCCCGCACCCCUAGGACCCCGCGCUCGCCCCUCACGCUCACCUUGACUUCUCCCACCGACAGCUGCCUCACACCUGGGGAGGAAGGACUGGCUACGUGUGGAAUCUGUCUCUGCUCUAUCUCAGUCUUUGAGGACCCAGUGGACAUGUCCUGUGGACAUGAGUUCUGCAGAGCCUGCUGGGAGGGGUUCCUUAACGUUAAGAUUCAGGAGGGUGAUGCACACAAUAUUUUCUGCCCGGCGUACGAGUGUUACCAGUUGGUGCCCGUGCAUGUGAUAGAGAGUGUGGUUUCCAGAGAGAUGGACCAGCGGUACCUACAGUUCGACAUCAAGGCAUUUGUGGAGAACAAUCCUGCCAUCCGCUGGUGUCCUGCAGCGCGUUGUGAGCGAGCAGUGAGGCUCACCCGGCCGGGCCCCGGGGACAGUGACCCUCACAGCUUCCCCCUACUUCCCUCCCCAGCUGUCGAUUGUGGCAAGGGUCACCUCUUCUGCUGGGAGUGCCUUGGCGAGGCCCACGAGCCAUGUGACUGUCACAUGUGGAGGAACUGGCUCCAGAAAGUCACAGAGAUGAAGCCCGAGGAGUUGGCAGGUGUGAGCGAGGCCUAUGAGGAUGCUGCAAACUGUCUGUGGCUGUUGACCAACUCCAAACCCUGUGCCAACUGCAAGUCGCCCAUUCAGAAGAAUGAGGGCUGCAAUCAUAUGCAGUGUGCCAAGUGUAAGUAUGAUUUCUGUUGGAUCUGUCUGGAGGAGUGGAAGAAGCACAGCUCGUCAACAGGAGGCUACUAUCGCUGCACUCGCUAUGAAGUCAUCCAAAAUCUAGAGGAUCAGUCCAAGGAGAUGACUGUUGAGGCAGAAAAGAAGCACAAAAGUUUUCAGGAGCUUGACCGUUUCAUGCACUAUUACACUCGCUUCAAGAACCAUGAACACAGUUAUAAGUUGGAACAGAAGCUGUUGAAAACGGCUAAAGAGAAGAUGGAGCAGCUGAGCAGAGCCUUCAUUUGCCGUGAAGGCACUCCUCCAGACACGCGGUUCAUCGAGGACGGUGUGUGCGAGCUGCUGAAGACACGCCGCGUGCUGAAGUGCUCUUAUCCAUACGGCUUCUUUCUGCAGCCGGGCAGCACCCAGAAAGAGAUAUUUGAGCUCAUGCAGACUGAUCUGGAGAUGGUGGUGGAGGAUCUGGCGCAGAAGGUGAACCGGCCGUACCUCAGGACACCGUGCCACAAGAUAAUCAGUGCAGCCCGGCUGGUCCAGCAGAAGAGGCAGGAAUUCCUGGCAUCUGUGGCCCGUGGCGUGGCCCCCAACGACUCUCCUGAGCUUCCCCGCAGGAACUACCCUGGAGGAUCAUGGGACUGGGAAUACCUGGGCUUUGCCUCUCCUGAGAUGGGGAGUCGUCACUCUGUGCUGGGAGCGGAUCCAAGAGAGAGACAGUCACAGGAUUAUGCUGACAUUCAGUACCGUCGUAGACACAGGCCGCGGCGCAGAGGAGACAUGCUGAGUCUGCACAACCUCAGAAGCAACAGUAACACACCAGAGACCAGCAGGAGAAGUGACAACACAGAAGCUCCAGAGAGGAGCGAGGGACGUAGGAGAGUGCUGGGCUCGCUGGAUGAAGACGACCCGAACAUCCUGCUGGCCAUCCAGCUGUCGCUGCAGGAUUCCCGCAGAGAGCGAGGCCUGGAGGGAGCGCUGGACGGGCGGCCGGAGCUGGAGCGUGCCCUGGACAGAGGACAGGAGAGGAGGUCGGGUCCAGUGGGAGACCUGGGAGAGGUUGCGUUGCACUCCCUCAACACCGAUGGUCUUAUAGGAGCCAGACGGUCAUCCUUCCCUGCCUCUCUCCUUGAUCCUCCUCGACCCCCACACAGGACAGACUCCACCUCCCAGGCUCCCACCUCCAUCCCCCUCCCGCCCCCGCCUCCUUCUCUCUGUGCAGAGCUGCUGGAGUUGGGAGACAGCCUUAUGAAACUGGGGAACAUAAACACUCCUUACACGCAGGAACAGCUCUGCUCGCACCACACAUACAACCACAGCUCUCUCACUGCUCCUUAUGCCGCUGAACCUGCUCACAGCGACUGCAGCCAUAGACAAGACCAUAUCACCAUCACAAAUCCUCGUUAUGACGGCAAAGAUCAGAGUUACUGCCACUCCAGUGCUUAUUUGGCUGACACUGAACAGACUGCCUCCUGCGCACUAGAUCACAUACAAAUCCCCACACAAAACCCCGCCCUCCCUUGUGCAUAUAACCGGGAACGCGCAGAUACCAACGACAGCACCCCGAAACCAGACAGCUCUUACCACCCCUGCCCGGAACACAGUAGCUCUUACACUCAGGAGCGGCCCGCUGCCUACGUUCUUGAGCGUCCAUCCAAAACAGAACCCCAUGACACUGUCCAGUUGUGCCUCCCGUCUCCAGAGCUUGAGCCGGAGCUGCUGCUUUCACCAGUGAUCCCCCCGGGGGGCCCUUUCACGCCCAGUGAUCCUCAGAGUCUGGAGGCCCUGGACCCCACAGCCAGUGCCCAGCUGCUGGACAACAUCAUGGCCUGGUUCAACAACAACAUCAACCCGCAGAACAACCCCCAGAGCCUGGCCCUCAUCCCCUCCCCGCCCACCACAGAGACUGAGUCCUCCCCUGACACACACACUGAGACUGAGAGCCAGACUUCCAGGGGCGUGACCCCGGCCCCGAUCUGGCAGCCCCUGGAGGGCGAGCCAGAAGCGGACGGAGAGUCAGUGAGUCCAUUUUUAGGUGGUGUCGGGGCGGAGGCCCCGAAGGCAAUGAGGCCCAGCACUCUAGAGCUGGAACACAGGGAGGCUGGGAUGGAGGGUGUGCAUGAAGGGUGUGUGGCGGACCUGUCGCUGGACGAAGCGCACACACACCCAUGCUCACACUCCCAACAUGGAACCAGCCCCGCACACACUGCCCCGGCCACGGAGACAGACUUAGAUCUCGUUCUUCAGCUGGAGGUGGACCAAUCACCUGAGGAGUGGGAGGAGCAAGUGCACCUGGUGUGACGGAGUAGAAAGAAAGUUGAAUUAAAUAGAAUAAGAUAGAGAUGAGAGAGUGAUGAAGGGGAAAGAGGAAAGAAAAGCAUCAUUGAGAGCGAAGCACUGAUGGAAAAACACAUUGGUCAGGGAGGCCGUACUGAAAGAUGUUGGUCUUAGCAGGUUGAGUGUUUACUGUAUGUAAUAUACUGUAUCUAGAGAGGAUAUGAAGCCCUGCAGACUCUGUCCAGUAAAGAUGAUGUCAUACGCAAUUUGAUCUAGAAUUAUUAUUAUUUUUUAAGUACUUUUGUCUGUUUUGAAAACAGACAAAUUAUUCUUUGAAACCGAGUGUUUAAAACCGACUACGUCAAUGGAGAGCUACUGAUAUCACACAUAAGACAUAAAAUGCUGCACAUGUUUUUUUUAUAUUCUUAUUUUUAUUUAUUCCCCACCAACUGUAUUUGUCUCGUCAGUUUGUUAAGGGUGAAGUCUUGGUGCUGCUGAAAAUCCAAACUUGCCUUGUUAACACACACACUUCAUUCACAAACACAAACACACACACACUGACCCGAACCACAAGCUUUUUCAUAGCCCCAAGAGCCAAAACACAGUGACACCUGUAACCUUGGAGCUUGUUAGCGUACUGUACAAUCAGAGGGGCCUAAUUCAGAGUUUUGGACCUUCACGCACACUGUGCCUGCUUUACGAGAGCCAACACACUACUGAUCUUUGCUGUUCGGGAGGCCUCGCACUAACCACGAUACGCCCGUCUGCUCGGUGAACUUCACUCUGGCGCGACAGGCUUCAUCGGUAUGUUGUGAUGGUAUCAGUUCUUUUGUUAUACUCAAGAUGAUCACAGAGGUUGAAUUGUCUUGUCCCUCUGCACUGCAGGGUCAGGGGUCGCUCUGGGAAACCGCAGCAUCAUGGGUGCUUGUUUCCAGGGGGGAUUAAUCGCCUUUAUUUUCCUGCUCGGUGCAACAUCCUGCUUCUCGUUCCACAAACUUCUGUCUUUAACAGAGAGGAGCUUUCAUCCAUAUGAAUAUUUCAGUAUUUUAGCUGCUUUGGCUCAGUUUUCAAAAGACAAAAUGCUUUGUGGGUACACAAUGAAAAGACGCUCAUCAGGGUUGCACUUUAAAAUAAAACUGUCACUAAUUUUGGAACUAUGAACUUUCUUAAAAAAUAUGUCAGAAUAAUUACAUCAAAAAAAUGUAUCUAUUAAACAAUUCUGUAUAGCUGUUAAUACAUAUAAAGAAGUCUGGAGUCAGACUUAACACAACAGUUAACUGCAUUCGUAUAAUUUGUUUAAUUUACACCAGAAUGUUUCCAAACUCCUCGCUUUUCCUGUGAAGCGUCACAUUAACCCACAAUGUGUUCAAGGUUAGAAUGUAUGAGUUAGCUUUCACAUUGAAUCUGAGCUUAAGCUGCUGAAAUACCGUAAAUAACAAUACUUCAAGUGUUUCUAACUGCAGACGUUUGCUGUUUCUCGCAUAUCUCUCCCACCACUGAUGGCUAGUAGAGUGCUGUUGUUAAUGGGCAGAUCUUUUGGGAUUUUACUGUAAUUUAUCCAUUUUUAUUCCUUAUAACGGAGAUGAAAUCUCUUUCAGUUGAGACCAGAGUCUUUGGGUCCGUGUGCCUUUUCGGUUGUUAAUCUUAUUUGUUUUAUUUGUCUGUAUUUAUUCGUGUCAUUACUUUUUGAAAGGAGUUUCUAAUGAAGGUAAAUGGAGGUCACACCACUCUGGCUGUUGCCACAAAUACACUGAGGUUCUUGAUGCACAUUAGUAUUGUUUGUCCUUUGCGCCCUGAUUGAUCUGACUCGACUUCAUCCCCAGAGAGAACAGGUUCAUGUUUCGACCAAUUUAUUUAUUGAGGAAUGUUUUUGAGGCUAUAUUAAUGAAGUCAUUGCUUAAUUAUUCACCUUUUUGAGUUUCAACGAUAAUUAACAACCACUUUAUCUGAAUGUUGCCAGUCGCCCUCUGAUUACUUCUUCAAACGUGAUGUAGGACUCUGACUCCUGGCUGAUCAUUCAGAUGUUAUCUUUAAACAUUAUCGCCCCAAAUUGACGUUUACAAGAGAAUUGAACACUGCCUUUUGUGUUGAGAUAUGAUAUGGUGCUUUUGGGACUGGGAUAGUAAUAUUAAUGGAGUGUUUUUAAUUAUAAUCCAAGUGGCAUGAAAAAGAAAAAGAAAAUCCUGUCCAAGAGGAAGGAAAUCUGACUUUGGUUGAAAUUCCUCGCUCUACGUUACCCAGACAGACGUGACAUGCAAUCCUGGAUGUGUCACUUAUGUGCUUGAGGCUUAUUUUUAAGUGAAAUCCUCUACAGCGAAGAAUGUUCUUCGCUCUGUGUGGAACAUUAAGCUGUGAAGGUGCUGGAACAGGGCGUAGGUUCUGAUUGAGACGUUUCAUGAAGCCUCCGACGUUUCACUGCUCGAUCAACGGGACUGAUUUUGGGUUGCAUGGUGCUACGGAGGGAGCAGAGAGUCUGGGGUCUUUUUGAUUUGCACACGCAUGCUGUUGAUGCGUUGCACUAAUCCAGUGCUGACAGGCAAGAUGUGGAGAACUGAUGAGUGAUGCUUUUAUUAUUAUUAUAUUCUUUUGUUUUUUCCUUUUCUUAUUCGAAUUGGAUUGAUGGCAUGAGGGGAAUGGUCCUGUGCCAUUUGGUAAUCCAUAUAUAAUUUGUCUAUUUUAAUGGUCCAUUAAUGAACAACAUCAGACUUCAACAAUGAAAUAAAAUGAAAUUUGCACUCAUUGAUAAUACUUGAUACAUUCCCAGUCGGUCCAUGAGAGCGGUUUGAUGUGUGGCCAAAAACUGUAAAUGAAAGUGUCAGUGCAAAGUUAACUCUCAAUAAAAAAAGAACUGAAAGUG
This is a messenger RNA of Platichthys flesus (European flounder), 7610 nucleotides long. Its product is annotated as ankyrin repeat and IBR domain-containing protein 1-like. Lineage: Eukaryota; Metazoa; Chordata; Actinopteri; Pleuronectiformes; Pleuronectidae. The record is from RefSeq and is a predicted model, not a curated record. Bases 845 to 4777 code for a protein of 1310 amino acids. Gene Ontology annotation, biological process: positive regulation of proteasomal ubiquitin-dependent protein catabolic process; protein polyubiquitination; ubiquitin-dependent protein catabolic process. Gene Ontology annotation, molecular function: zinc ion binding; ubiquitin protein ligase activity; ubiquitin conjugating enzyme binding. The transcript has 21 exons. Gene Ontology annotation, cellular component: ubiquitin ligase complex; cytoplasm.